AUGCGUGCACCUGGCAGUGACCACGCCUCCAGCGGCUUUGAUCGUGCAGCGCAAGACGCGCUAGCGGCCAGCAAGAGCAACGAAGACCACGUACAGCGCCAAAAGGUGGGUCCCCGCUGUUGCCUUCGCGUGCAUGAGCGUGUGAGUUUGCGUGAGGCGAUCCCUGCGCGUCUCGAGUUGGAUAGGGCCGAACUCGACGACCUGCGCAAGAAUCAGGAUGACGCCGCGUCUGUGCUCACCCUACUCGCGAGCGGCUCGAGCGCCGGGAUCAGCGCGCCGAAGCCCGACGCGCCAACGACCACACCGAGUUGUGUCGGCCGCCUGCGGACCACGGUCGAAUCGGCCAUUCGCGGCGCCCACUGCCGACUCGGUGCGCAUCGCUCAACAACGGAAGCCGCUAUGGAUGUGCUGGCUGGGAAGCCGAUGGCGGUCGAGGUGAGGUGGUGGCUGGCCGAUGGGGGCGUGGUGGCCAGCAGGCAGCUCAUUCACGCCGCCGCCCCGCUACGCCCACCAGCGGCGCUGAUUCAUCAUCGAUCGUCAACAACGGAUGGUGGGGCGAAGGAGACGAACAAGUUCAUCAAAUAA
Molecule: messenger RNA, 585 nt
Organism: Acanthamoeba castellanii str. Neff
Lineage: Eukaryota; Discosea; Longamoebia; Acanthamoebidae
Exons: 2
Coding region: 1-585 (194 amino acids)
Source: RefSeq, a predicted model, not a curated record